Molecule: messenger RNA, 437 nt
Organism: Sinocyclocheilus rhinocerous
Lineage: Eukaryota; Metazoa; Chordata; Actinopteri; Cypriniformes; Cyprinidae
Product: 10 kDa heat shock protein, mitochondrial-like
Exons: 3
Coding region: 150-422 (90 amino acids)
Cellular component (GO): mitochondrion; mitochondrial matrix
Molecular function (GO): protein-folding chaperone binding; metal ion binding; ATP binding
Source: RefSeq, a predicted model, not a curated record
GGGGGUCGGUAAACAUUACCUUUCGGCGCAUGCGCAGUGCCCUUCCAGACAGAUAUUUCUUCUUCACGUGGAUCGCAGGAGUGAAGUGGCCCAGUGUGACUGUCUUAUGCUGAUCUGCCGGACGCGCUAUUUCAUAAAGAUCAGCUAAAAUGGCUUUCCGGAAAUUUCUUCCCAUGUUCGACCGUGUGUUGGUAGAGCGGCUAGCUGCAGAGACUGUGACAAAAGGAGGCAUCAUGAUUCCAGAGAAGUCUCAAGCCAAAGUGCUGCAGGCUACAGUGUUAGCAGUGGGUCCUGGAUCCACCAACAAGGAUGGGAAAGUAACACCUGUCUGUGUCAAUGUUGGGGAUAAAGUUCUGCUGCCGGAGUAUGGAGGAACUAAAGUUAUUCUUGAUGAUAAGGUUAGAACAUUUUGCCAUGAUUAGAUCAAAUGAUCGAUU